AUGUCUCCCAAAAUCAGAGUUGCUGUUGCAGGUGCCUCCGGGGUAACCGGCUCCUCUGUCAUGAACGCCUUGCUUGCUACCCCUGAGACUUUUGAAGUGACAGCUCUUGCGCGGCCCCCGUCUUUGGGUAAGCAAGUAUUCGUCGAAUAUUCCCAGCAAGGCGUGAUUGUCAAGUCAGUCGAGCUAGAUGGGCCAGCGGGCGUUGUUGCCCAAAACCUCGCCGGCAUCGACGUGGUUAUAUCCUGUUUGACCUUGCGGCAAAUGAAAGAAGAGAUGACCCUCGUUACGGCAGCCCAUGAGGCUGGUGUGAGUCGCUAUGUGCCUAGCUUCUUCGGCCCAGUUUGCCCACCCCGGGGCGUUAUGCUAGCUAGAGAGAUGAAGGAGAAUAUACUCGACCAUGUUAAGAGGUUGUACCUGCCAUACACCAUCAUCGACGUUGGCUGGUGGUAUCAACUGUCCUUGCCACGUUUGCCGUCAGGGAAAGUACGAGUCAAGGAAGAAUACUCAACUACGCAAAUCAUAGGCGACGGUACCAACCCUUGGUCGUUUGUCGAUAAUCGCGAUAUAGGAAAGUACGUCGCAAGAAUCAUCGCCGACCCUAAGACUCUGAACAAGCAGGUUUUCUGCUACAGCGAGAUGUGGACUCAAAAUGAUGUGUACGAGUCCUGGGGAGCGCUUACCGGCGAGUCCAUCACUAGGAAUCCUAUCACCAAAGAAGAGCUACUGCAGAUAAUUUCAGAGGGCGAGGCCGAGAUGGCCCACGGAGAUCUUGAAUCUGCCGCCAUGUUGAAGUUGGGGAUGGCGCAGUACAAAUAUCUACUCGGCAUCCGAGGGGAUAAUACACCCGAACACGCAAAAUAUCUAGGAUAUUUGGACGCGAAAGAACUUUACCCGGAUAUUGUGGCUUCGUCUUUCAAGAACUACAUGAAUGAUUUAUUCACAGGAAAUAUCAAAGCCCCGUACAUUUAG
This is a messenger RNA of Clonostachys byssicola, 969 nucleotides long. Lineage: Eukaryota; Fungi; Ascomycota; Sordariomycetes; Hypocreales; Bionectriaceae. The record is from the annotation of a GenBank genome assembly.